This is a messenger RNA of Gastrolobium bilobum, 1462 nucleotides long. Its product is annotated as peptide chain release factor 1, mitochondrial. Gene Ontology annotation, molecular function: translation release factor activity, codon specific. The transcript is spliced from 11 exons. Lineage: Eukaryota; Viridiplantae; Streptophyta; Magnoliopsida; Fabales; Fabaceae. Gene Ontology annotation, biological process: translational termination. The coding region runs from base 37 to 1284 and encodes 415 amino acids. The record is from RefSeq and is a predicted model, not a curated record.
UUUCAUUUCAGUGAGAGUGAUAGAAAACCAUUAACGAUGAGAACUCAUGGUAGGUUUUUUAUUUGCCGUUAUCUUUCUCGGUUGCGGAAUCAAUUCGAAUCAACUUCCGAAUUCCCACUCCCUAGUUUCCGGCGUCGACCUCCAUUUUUGCUUCGUUCUUACUCUGCCGAGGUGGAACCUCAACUGUCCCAGGACCUCUUAAACAUAAUGGAACGAAGACUCAUCGCUAUUGAGUACAGGACCUCUUGUCUUAACAAUCUAAUAAAUAAGCCAGAAGCAUCACCAUCAGAGUAUGCGAGAGCUAAUAAGGAGCUUCGAAAGCUGAGUGGUUCUUUGGAGCUUAUUAAUGAACUGAGGGCCAAACAGAAGGAAAUUGGUGGCUUGAAGUCACUAAUGGCUGAAUGUUCUAAAGAUAAAGACAUGCUUGAUAUGGCAGCAGAAGAAAUGGGCCAGGCCAUAGAGGAAGAAAGAAGACUGCAAAAUUUGCUGCUGAAGUCAUUACUUCCUAAGGACGAUGCUGAUGAAAGGGAUUGCAUUUUGGAGGUCCGAGCAGGCACUGGGGGAGAGGAGGCUUCCUUGUUUGCGAUGGAUAUCUUUAAAAUGUAUGAGAAGUAUGCUCACAAGAAUGGCUGGAAGUUUGAAGUAGUAGAUAUAGCUCAAUCUGAUCUUAAAGGAUACAGGGAGGCUAGUGCAGCAAUUGCAGGAAUCAGUGUUUUUGGGAAACUAAAAUUUGAGAGUGGAAUUCAUAGAGUACAGCGAGUUCCUGUGACAGAAAAGUUGGGACGUGUUCAUACCAGUGCUGUUUCUGUUGCAAUCCUCCCUCAGGCUGAUGAGGUUGAUGUUCAAUUGAAGAAUGAAGACUUAAAAAUUGAUACCUAUAGGUCUGGUGGUUCAGGUGGUCAGCAUGCAAAUACAACCAACAGUGCUGUUAGAAUGACUCACAUUCCAACAGGGAUUAUGGUUGCUAUACAAGAUGAGCGUUCUCAACAUAUGAACAAGGCCAAAGCUCUCAAGAUACUGUGUGCAAAGCUAUAUGAAAUGGAAAGGUUCAGACUUCAUAGUAGUCGAUCAAAGCUUCGAUCAGAGCAGAUUGGUAGUGGGGAUAGAUCUGAACGCAUCCGAACAUACAAUUUUCCUCAAGGUCGUGUAACUGAUCAUAGAGUUGGUAUCACUUAUCACUCGAUAGAUGAUGUGAUGCAAGGAGAGAAUCUUGAUGUCUUCAUUGAUGCUCUUCUAUUGCAAGAAGAAAUGGAUGCAAUUGCCACUUUUAGUUCUUCUCAGUAAAUCCAGCAGUUUCUUUUUUUGCUGAUUAUUUAUUGAAUGUCUUGCUUUUCUAUAUCACUUACCGGAAAAAGAACUUUUGUAUUUUGCUUGAGAUGCUAGGCAGAGGAAGAAGUGGUAGCAUAGCACCGAAUGAUGUUAUGAUUAUAUGAUAAUUACAUGACUCAUGUUCACUUAUGUU